CUGGCAGAAUAGUAGUCCAGGCGACGUACGUAGAGAAUAAAAGAUUGAACACCAUGCCUUUUGACUUUACUCUUGAUUCUUAGCAAAGGUGGGUGACUUUACUGGCUGGACAAAUGGGUCAAAUUCGAUCAACUGCGAUUCGUCCCAGAGGAACCCCAAACUGUUGAGGACUAAUUUCUUCAGUACUCGAGAAGAUUUGACACAACAGCGAUUUUCGCUCAUGCAUGAGUAUUUUGAUGGAAGAUUCCAUAUAAUUUCUUAUUCGACUCAAACAGGCCAGACGAACAAAAACCGUAUAAGCUUUCCAUUUCUAUAUGAGGAACAUUUCAGUUUUGUGAAAUGCCAGUAACCUAGGCAAAACCGGUUGAUGUACUGCCCGGUACGAGGAUAGAACUGUCGUCGUUUACCUUUACGAAAAAUAAGGGAAAAAAGGCCACCAAGUUGAAGAAUUAAGCUGUCAAAAUCUCAAGAACAAGACUGAAGAAUGGCAGCCAGUUUGUCAGCGGAGGAAGAACAGGCUACCAAGGAGUUUCUGGAGGAAAUCAACAAGUGGACCACUCAGCAUGGAGUGUCCCCCCUGUCAUGGGAAGUGGCCGUCAAGUUCCUCAUGGCGCGCAAGUUCGACGUGCUCCGGGCCAUCGAGCUCUUCCACAGCUACAGGGAGACCCGUCUGAAAGAGGGCAUUGUCAAAUUACAGCCCCAGGAGGAACCUCUGCGCUCAGAACUGCUCAGUGGAAAGUUCACAGUGCUGAGUGUGCGGGACCCAUCAGGCGCCUCCAUAGCCUUGUACACGGCCAAACUCCACCACCCCAACAAGACAGGCAACCAUGUUGUCCUGCAAGCUCUUUUCUACCUCCUGGACCAGGCUGUGGAGAGCUUUGAAACUCAAAGAAACGGCCUGGUGUUCAUUUACGACAUGGCGGGCUCCAACUACACCAACUUUGAGCUGGACCUGAGCAAGAAGAUCCUCAACUUACUCAAGGGGGCGUUCCCUGCCAGGCUGAAGAAAGUGUUGAUAGUGGGUGCCCCUGUCUGGUUCCGCGUGCCCUACAACCUGCUGAGCCUGCUGCUUAAGGAGAAACUCAGGGAGAGGGUCCAGAUGGUCAGAAUGUCUGACCUCUGCCAGCACCUCCCACGGGACUGUCUCCCUGAGCACCUGGGGGGGCUGCUGCCCCUGGAUGCCCACGGCUGGAACCAGCAGCUUCUGGCUGGGCAGAACGGUCGUGUGGACCCUGUGGAUGAGCUGGUUGGCAUCCCCCUGGAGGACUCGUCGGUCCACAACCCUGGGCCUGAGGCCAUGCGACUGCCUGAGUUCAUGGCCCACCUGGGCAGGCUCCAGCGCUCAGGCAUCCACCUGGAGUAUGAGGAAAUCCGCAAGGAGCAACCACCUGGGACAUUCCAUUGUGCCCUUACUGCAUACAACCAGGAGAGGAAUCGCUAUGGGGAUGUCCUGUGUCUUGACCAAACAAGAGUUCACCUGAAAACCAGAAGAAACGAGAGAUCAGAUUACAUCAAUGCCAGCUUCAUGGAUGGCUACAAACAGAAGAAUGCGUACAUCGGUACUCAAGGACCACUGGAAAAAACCUAUGGGGAUUUCUGGAGGAUGGUCUGGGAGCAAAACGUGCUAGUCAUUGUCAUGACAACAAGAGCGGACGAGGGAGGUCGGAAGAAGUGUGGUCAGUACUGGCCUCUGGAGGAAGGCGGCCAGGAGGUGUAUGGUCACAUGGCUGUGGUCAACCAGAGGGUGGACAAUCACUCCCACUACAACCAGACCACCCUGGAGCUGCACAACAUGGAGAAUUGUGAGCAGAGGCAGGUGACCCACUUCCAGUACCUGAGCUGGCCCGACUAUGGCGUCCCCACCUCGGCCGUGACGCUCAUUGACUUUCUGGGGGCUGUCAAGAGGCAGCAGAGGCGGUCAGUGAAGACCAUGGGGCCCCAGUGGAGGGGCCACCCCUUGGGACCCCCCAUGGUGGUUCACUGCAGUGCUGGCAUCGGCAGAACAGGUACCUUCUGUGCCCUGGACAUCUGUCUGUCCCAGCUGCAGGAUGUGGGGACGCUUAACGUGUGUCAGACGGUGCGGCGGAUGAGAACGCAGAGGGCCUUCACCAUCCAGACCCCAGACCAGUACUACUUCUGCCACAACGCCAUCCUGGAGCACGCUCAGAGACAGGGCCUGCUCUCAGCCAAUCAGUGAUGCCUGGGGGUCGCCUCAUAGUUCUCACGGCCAAUCUGAUGCCCUGGGUGUUGUCGUAGCCUAUCAGUGACCCUUCUCGCAGCCAAUCUGUGAAUCCAGGGGACACUUUGUAGCCAAUCAGCAUGCCCACUUCUAGCAAAUGCCAUCACUUCUUCCCUUUUUAAGAGGCCUUUAAGACCAACUCAUUCCUCCUUCUGACUCUGCCACUUCUGACAGAGCAGAAAAAUGUUAGAUAGUAAGACAUAAGACAUAACAUACAAGACACAGCAACCUGGCAACAAAUGUUGUCAGUUUUGUGUCUUCUGAGGAAGAUUUUGAAUCAUUAUGUGGCCGUUAUCUGUGUCUAUGCGAGUCUGUCGUUCGCUUUGGUGUCUUGUGUGAUCCAGAUACUUAGCAGUAACCGAUGACAUGAACUUUGCGUUCAACUUCCUUUUUUUUAAGAACCUACCACAUGUGACCAGUUCAGUGGUCUUUGAGAAGGCCUUUUCUCUUGCUCUCUCCCUCUCUCCAUCCUCUACCUGUGAAAGCAGAGAAGAAUGGUAUUGGAUAAGAAAGUAAUAAUAAGAAUAGUUUUUUCUUUUUUUCAAUGGUCUUUUGCCUCUUGGUAUUGUCGUUGUGACCUUAGCGAUACAACUAUACUUGGCAUACAAGCAUUGAACCCCUCCUAGGACGACCCCCUUCUCCACCAACUUCCCCAUGGCCAUUGAAUUGAAUGGCUAUAUGUAGAAGUUGCCCCUGAGAUGCAUGUGGACUUCUCAUCUUACCCUACCCGCAAUCUAAGCCUCAACCAUUGAGAGUUAAAAUGCAUAGGUGACCUUAAGUUCAACUUUAAGUAAUACUAAACACAUUAAUGUUUUUGUGAGCAGCUGAUAAAGUUUGUAUCUCAAUGCAUUUCCUGCAGAUCUAAUAAUUAAGAGCUGGCCUCCUGACAACACAUGAACCAUCUGCCUUCACUCUGUUAUUGUAAGUCAUUCACAUUGGCUGUUCAAACGUUCCUUGUGAAAAUCUUGUAGUGAUCGUGACAUUAAAUGUUUGGUCGCCGCUGCUUUCACUCAGUAGUUGUUCCGUAUGCUUCAGUUGUUUCAUGUACGUCUAUUGAGCCGCCUAUGCUGCGAUGGACCUGGUGUAGGAAGGCCAUAACCCUGCUUCCGCUUUAAGACACCAGUCCUAGACCUCACCUCAGUAAAGUGCAAUAGACUUUUAUACACAGCCAUGUUGAAGCACUUUGUGCUUUUAGAGAUUACAGUUCUUGUGUUGGUAAAGUGCAUUUAAGGUGAAAUCACAGUUAUAGGAGAUUGUAUACGUGUGAUAUACAGUGCCUUCAGAAAGUAUUCACACUUAUUUACUUAUUCCACAUUUUGUUACAGCCUGAAUUAAAUAUAUUUUUUUCUCACCCAUCUACACACAAUACCUCAUAAUGACAAAGUGAAAACCAUGUUUUUUUUAUUACAUUUAUUGAAAAUUAAAUACAGAAAUCGAAUUUACAUAAGUAUUCACACCCCUGAGUCAAUACUUUGUAGAAUCAUAUUUAGCGGUGAUUACAGCUUUAUGUUUUCUUGGGUAAGUUUAAGAGCUUUGCACACCUGGAAUUUACAAUCUUGGUAAGCAACUCCAGUGUAGAUUUGGCCUUAUGUUUUAGGUAAUUGUCUUGCUGAAAGGUGAAUUUGUCUACCAGUGUCUGUUGAAAAGCAGAGUGAACCAGGUUUUUCUCUAGGAUUUUUAUUUUAUUUGCUUAUAGAUUACAUUUACAUUUAAGUCAUUUAGCAGACGCUCUUAUCCAGAGCGACUUACAAAUAGCUGUAUUCUGUUUCUUUUUAGCUUAAACUCCCUAGUCCUUUCCAAUGACAAGCAUACCCAUAACAUGAUGCAGCCACCACCAUGCUUAAAUAUGAAGUGGUACUCAUUGAUGUUGGAUUUGCCCUAAACACAAAGUUUUGUAUUCAGGGAAAAAGUUAAUUUCUUUGCCACAUUACUUUAAGUGCCUUGUUGCAAACAAGGUGCAUGUUUUGGAAUUUGCAUAUCCUGUACGGGCUUCCUUUUCACUCUGUCAUUAGGUUAGUAUUGGGAAAGGGGGAUACCUAGUCAGUUGUACAACUGAAAUGUGUCUUCAUUGUGGAGUAACUACAAUGUUCCAUUCUCAUAUUACAACCAUUAAAUUCUAACUGUUUUAAAACCACCUUUGGCCUCAUGGUCAAAUCCCUGAGCAUUGUCCUUCCUCUCCAGCAAUUGAAUUAGGAAGGACGCCUUUAUCUUUGUAAUGACUGGGUGUAUUGAUACACCGUCCAAAGCCUAGUUAACUUCACCAUGCUCAGAAGGAUAAUCAGUGUCUGCUUUUUAUAUUUUUACACAUCUACCAAUCAGUGCCCUUUGCAAAGCAUUGAAAGAGCUGCCUGGUCUUUGUGGUUGAAUCUGUGCUUGAAAUUCACUACUCAAUUGAAGGACCUUACAAUGUAUUAUCUGUAUGUGUGGGGUACAAAGAUGGGGUACUCAUUCAAAACUGAUGUUAACCACUAUUAUUGAACACUGAAUGAUUCCAUGCAACUUGUGAUUUGUAGCACAUUUUACUCCUGAAUUUAUUUAGGCUUGCCACAACAAAGGGGUUAAAUACUUAUUGACUCAAGACAUUUCAAUGUUUCCACAACCAAAAUUCCACUUUGACAUUUGGGUGUAGAUCAGUGACACAAAUCUUAAUUUAAUCAAUUUUUUUUUAGGCUGUAACAACAAAAUGUGGAAAAAGUAAAGGGGUGUGAACUCUCUGAAGCCACUGUAGGUACAAUAUAACUUGAUUACUGUUGAUUGGACAUUUGACCUUCAAAGUAUUCAGACCCCUUUACUUUUUCCACAUUUUGUUAGCUUUUCUGAAAUGUAUAAAAACAAAAUUAAAUCCUCAAUCUACACACUACCCCAUUAUGGCAAAGCAACAACAGGAUUUUAGACCAUUUUUACCCCCAAAAAAUGUUAAAUACCUUAUUUACAUAAGUAUUCAGACCCUUUGCUAUGAGUCUUAAAUUAGCUCAGGUGCAUCCUAUUUCCAUUGAUUAUCCUUGAUGUUUCUACAACUGGGUUGGACAUGAUUUGGUAAGGCACACACUUGUAUAAAGUUUACAGUAAAUGUCAGAGCAAAAACCAAGCCUUGAGGUCAAAGGAAUUGUCCAUAGAGCUCUAGACAGGAUUGUGUCAAGGCACAGAUCUAGGGAAAGGGUACCAAAACAUUUCUGCAGCAUUGAAGUUCCCCAAGAACAGAGAGGCCUCAUCAUUCUUAAAUUGAAGUUUGGAACCACGAAGACUCUUCCUAGAGCUGGCUGCCUAGCCAAACUGAGCAAUCCAGGAAGAAGGGCCUUGGUCAGGGAGGUGACCAAGAACCUUAUGGUCACUCUGACAGAGCUCCAGUGUUCUUCUGUGGAGAUGGAAGCUUCUCCCAUCUCUGCAGAACUCUACCAAGCAGGCCUUUAUGGUAGUGGGCAGAUGGAGGCCACUCCUCAGUAAAAGGAGACAAGUCAGGAUCAAGGGAAAGAUUAAUGGAACAAAGUACAGAAGAUACUUGAUGAAAA
Messenger RNA from Oncorhynchus keta (chum salmon), 5748 nucleotides. It is a transcript of the gene ptpn9a, whose product is annotated as protein tyrosine phosphatase non-receptor type 9a. The transcript has 13 exons. The record is from RefSeq and is a predicted model, not a curated record. The coding region runs from base 485 to 2197 and encodes 570 amino acids. Gene Ontology annotation, molecular function: protein tyrosine phosphatase activity. Gene Ontology annotation, biological process: protein dephosphorylation. Lineage: Eukaryota; Metazoa; Chordata; Actinopteri; Salmoniformes; Salmonidae.